UCAGCUUGAAGUGUCAUCACUAAAGAGGCAACUUGACAGUCAACAGGAGCAUUGGUCGGAGAAGAAUAAAUUUCUAUCAUCUGAACUUGCACACAAGAGUGAUACUUUUGAGAGUGAGCGUAGACAAUUAGCGGAUCAAGUAAAACAGCUCACUGCAGAGUUAGACAAAAUGAGGGAGCAAGUAACAAAGAAAUCACAUGAUGUAUUGAAAGUAAAGCGAGAAUUGGGAGAAGUAUCACUUGAAAAAGAGGAAUUACAGACACGACUCAGUCAAUCCCAAGAAAGGUUGACGUCAAAAGAGAGACUACAGCAACACAGAAGUUUUGAUGACAUGGAUUUACAAGAUGGGUUACCAAACAGCAGAAGAAGCAGUAUUGAACUUGAAUUUGAUUUACACAAAGAAUUACAAAACAGACCUGCAUCCCAUUCUAGGAUCUAUAAUCACUAUCAUCAACAACCUCCAUCUGGCUUGUCAAGAUUUGAAGUUGAACAGAUGCUUUUGGAUCUGAGCAGACAAAUUCAAAAACAACUGGAUCAACAAAAAGAUGUACUGAAAAAUCAAAGUGGAGCAGAUGAAAAUAAAAAGCUAGCUCAGCUAGAGAAUGAUUUGUCAAUGGAGAAAGCGUUCCGAGCUGUGGAAAAACUACAAAUACAGGCAUUACAUGAUGAGAUGAAUGGUUUACGACAACAUCUACAGAACAUUAGGAAGUCUAGAGAUACCCUGGCAUCUGAAAGGAAUCAGCAACGAGUAUUGACUAGGAUGGAUGAAAUAAACAAUUUAAUUGCCCAGUCACAUACCCGUGCCCAAACCAUGGCGUUCACCAGUAUGGGGGUAUCAGUGUUAGACAAUCCUAUUAUGAGAAUGAAUUCCAGAGAAUUUAUACAACAUUUACAGUCAGAGUCACCAUUCAAAACACAAUUCACGGAGUGA
Molecule: messenger RNA, 931 nt
Organism: Saccoglossus kowalevskii
Lineage: Eukaryota; Metazoa; Hemichordata; Enteropneusta; Harrimaniidae
Source: RefSeq, a predicted model, not a curated record